Messenger RNA from Telopea speciosissima, 2604 nucleotides. Its product is annotated as lysM domain receptor-like kinase 4. The coding region runs from base 45 to 2024 and encodes 659 amino acids. Gene Ontology annotation, biological process: protein phosphorylation. Gene Ontology annotation, molecular function: protein kinase activity; ATP binding. NCBI's taxonomy places the organism in Eukaryota, Viridiplantae, Streptophyta, Magnoliopsida, Proteales, Proteaceae. The transcript has a single exon. The record is from RefSeq and is a predicted model, not a curated record.
CGUUCUCCGAUCCCUGCGUUUUACAUUUCCUUGGUUACCUGCAAAUGGGUGUUCUUCAAUCUAUCAUCCUUCUCUGCAUUAUUUCCUUGAUUUCUUCCUCCUCUGUUACUCUUGCACAGCAACCUUACGUUGGGCAGGCCUCCAAUAAUUGCGCAAACACAGAUAAUUCAACUUCUGUUUUUGGUUACACCUGCAAUGGUGUCAACAAAACUUGCCAGUCUUACCUCAUCUUCAGAUCUCAGCCCCCAUAUUCCACAGUUCCUUCCAUCGCUGCUCUGUUGGGCUCCGACCCAUCUCAGGUCGCCCGGAUUAACUCAGUCUCCAACACUGCUGCCUUCGACACAAACAAGGAGGUAAUCGUCCCCGUCAAUUGUUCCUGUUCCGGUCAGUAUUAUCAGGCAAAUAGUACAUAUCUUGUUAAAUCUUAUGAUACUAUUUAUUCGAUCGCCAACAACACCUACCAAGGUCUUUCCACCUGCCAAGCUCUCCAGAACCAAUCCAAUACCUCAGCUCAGAACAUCUAUGUUGGUCAAAGGGUUCUAAUACCCCUUCGGUGUGCUUGUCCCACCAAGAAUCAAAGUGAUAGUGGCACCAAAUAUCUACUCAGUUACGCAGUCACUUGGGAUGAUUCUGUUGGCGCUGUAAGUGCCCAGUUUGGAGCUGACGUCGGGAAAACCCUAGACGCUAAUCAGCUUUCUGAGUCCGCCUUCACCAUUUAUCCAUUCACAACUCUCCUUGUUCCUUUACAGAAUCCACCAUCCUCUUCUCAAACCUUAACCCCACCUCCUCCGCCUUCUCCUCCUCCUCCACCAUCUCCUCCUUCCUCUGCAUCACAAAAUAAAGGGUCAACGAAAACAUGGGUCUAUGUGGUUAUUGCAAUUGCAGCAACGAUUGGUAUCAUGUUUGUUGUCUUUCUCAUAGUCUGGUCUCUUUUCUCCCGUAAACGGAAGAGGGGCGAAGCUGAUCCAAAGGUCAUCUCGAAGAGGAGCACAGAAGCUUCAAUUCUCACCUCGGAAAGCUUUGAGUCAUAUCAGAAACCGCCGCCGCUCAACAAGAAGUCAGAGGACGAAUCUAGCGACUUCCUUGCGGGUAUUGCCGACAUUGCUCAAUCCCUUAAAGUUUAUAAAUUUGAAGAUUUGCAGUCGGCAACCGAGAAUUUCAGCCCCAGCUGCUGGAUCAAUGGAUCUGUCUAUCGUGGAACGAUUAAUGGGGACCUAGCUGCUAUUAAAAAGAUCAAUGGAGAUGUCUCCAAAGAAAUCAAUUUACUCUCCAAGAUCAACCAUAUCAAUAUUAUUAGGCUCUCGGGUGUUUGUUUUAGUGAGGGGCAUUGGUAUUUUGUUUAUGAGUAUGCCAUGAAUGGACCUCUGAGUAACUGGAUCCGUGGCAACGUGAGCAAGCCAAAGGUUUUAAGCUGGACACAGAGGGUUCAGAUUGCAUUGGAUGUUUCCAUGGGGCUUAAUUAUCUCCACAGCUAUACCAACCCUUCCCAUGUCCACAAGGAUAUAAAAAGCAGCAAUAUUCUUCUGGACAAUGAUUUCAGGGCUAAGAUAGCCAAUUUUGGUCUAGCAAGGUCUACAGAAGGGAAGGAAGGUGAUUUCACAUUGACGAAGCACAUCGUUGGGACAAUAGGUUAUAUGGCACCUGAGUAUUUGGAGAAUGGUUUGGUCUCUCCGAAGCUGGAUGUUUACGCAUUUGGGGUUAUGAUGCUGGAACUAAUUAGCGGAAAAGACGUUGUUUCAUCUCAAGCGGAAGAUUUGCUCUUCUUUGAUUCGUUAAUAGCAAUACUCAAUGAGGGAAAUAAAGAAGAAAAGCUAAGAGGAUUCAUAGAUCCUUCUCUACAAGAAAAUUAUCCUUUGGACCUGGCUCGGUCUCUGGCCAGACUAAUAGAGAGCUGCUUGAGGAAGGAUCCAGCUAGUCGACCAGGUAUGGAUGAGAUUGUGCAGUUCCUCUCAGGAAUCGUGGCUACUUCACUGACUUGGGAAUCAUCUGUCUUGGGGUACCCAAAUUUCAACAGUAGCUCAUAGGGACUGUAUCUGAAAGGUACGACUACCAAAUUCUGUAUCAUUUGCACCCUUAAUUUUUUCCAUGUUUAAUCCAUAAUCUACUUAAAUUCAUCAUUGCAUACCUAUGGGUUGCUCAGAAUUUCAAACUCUUAUAGGUCUUAAGUUGUAAAUCUUCUUCACUAUAGCAAGAUAUUGUGCUGGAUUCUUCAACAGUACAUAUUUCUGUCUUCUUAUGUAUGUGAUCUGGUUUGUCUGUAACUAUUUUAAUAAUUGCAAGUUGGUUCAUCUUGUGAAUACCUUGCCACUGCAUAAGUUUCAAAGGUUCAUAAUAUUGUCAAUUUUAAAGAAAUAUGGUCAUAUUAGCGCAUAGUGAUAGCUGGAGAUGAGAGAUUCUGAGAUUUCAGCGUGGAAAAGCUCUGAAUCUUAGUCCAGUAUCCAGAUUAGUUGUCUCAAGCUUUGAGACUCUUAUCUUUAAAAGCGGACUGAUAGUAACAUGGUAACUGGUAACUUAGAUGAUUAGGAUGAUAAGCUAUAAGACUACUUUGGGUUCUUACAGGUUUGGUAGAAUGUGGUGAAAUCAUUGGUCGAUAGGGAGAGACUC